AGAUUACAUGCUCCUGCGUUGAAUUUGACGACCGGUUCUGUUCUAAAUCCGUACAAAAACUUGCCGGUCAAUAUUAUCUUCCAUUUUGCCAUCUCACUCAUCCAUCCAAAGCGUAAAAACCUCACCAUUAUAUUCUCCAACCCCAACAAAUCCCAGCUUUUCUUUCACACCCCAAAAACACUCCUUUUCUCUCUGGGCUCACUUGUUCACCUACCAUAAAAAAAAAUCAGAUCAACCCUACCCUACACUGCUGUCAGGCUCUAGAAGAGAAGAGGAAUCCCACACUACUGUUUUCUCUUUUAUUUUUAUGAAGAUUUUGGUGUUUCGAUUUUGAGUUAUGGAGAGGAAGGAAGCUGUCAAGGUUGAGAAUUUUGUUGGAUCUUCAACAUUUAGUUCUACUACUGAUCAUGUUCAAACUAGUUAUCCAUUUAUGCAGGGUUUUGACUUUGUUGAUGAUAAGAGCUCUUUAGGGUUUAUGGAGCUACUGGGUGUGCAAGACUUUAGUCCUUCUUUGCUUGAUAUGAUACAGGUACAAAUACCAUCCGUGCAGACUCCGAGUGCUCAAGUGGCUACAGAGGUGGUGGAUUCACCACCAGAGGUGUUGAAUCAGCCCGCUACACCCAACUCUUCAUCUAUUUCAUCGGCUUCUAGUGAGGGUUUGAAUGAUGAACCUGCUAAUAAGGGUGUUGAUAAUGAGGUAGAGGAGCAAGGAAAGACCAAGAAAGAGUUGAAACCAAAGAAGACAAAUCAGAAGAGACAGAGAGAGCCGAGAUUCGCAUUCAUGACAAAGAGCGAGGUUGAUCAUCUGGAAGAUGGGUACAGAUGGAGAAAGUACGGCCAAAAGGCUGUGAAAAACAGCCCCUUUCCUAGGAGUUACUAUCGUUGCACCACUGCCUCAUGUAAUGUCAAGAAGAGAGUCGAGAGGUCUUUCAGUGAUCCAAGCGUAGUUGUGACCACCUAUGAAGGUCAACACACCCAUCCUAGCCCAGUUAUGCCACGUCCAAACUUUACUGGAUCCACAUCUGAUUCUGGUUUCUCUUCCACUGCUGCCUUUGCCAUGCCAAUGCAAAGGACACUCUCUCUUUACCAACAACAUCAAAGUCAACAACAACCGCCUUUCCCUCUUGUCAGCUUGUCGCCUUUGGGUUUUGGUUACAAUGGAAGUGCUACAAAUGCUGCUAGUUAUCUACAAUAUGAGAAGCGCUUUUACACCAGCCCAGGAUCUGCUUUACUUAAGGAUCACGGGCUUCUUCAAGAUCUCGUCCCCUCCCAUAUGCUGAAGGAAGAGUAGAGGAGGAAAUAUGUCACUGCUUUGUAGUUUUCCUAACUGACCUUUCUAAAGAAGGUGUAGAUGAAAAGCCCCUUUUACUGAUAUGGUUUCAUGGUGUGGAAUUUCUUGCUGACUGCGUUGCGGCCGUGAUUUCUCUUGCAGUUGCACAAGAACUCUUAACACUUCAUCUACUACGGGUUUUUAGCCAUCAUUCUCAGGACUAGCUUCUUACUGGCUUGGACCAGUUCUCUAGCCCCCCCUUUUUGUUUUUGGGUUUUCCCAUACUUCUCUGUUUUAUUUUCCUUUUCUCCCUUAGGUUGUAUGUAGAGAUAGAAGACCAUGUGGAGUAAACUAUGUAAGCUAGUAGGAGUCUACAGUCUACUUCUCCUUCAAUGCUUUUACCCUCUCGUUUGUCUUUUA
This is a messenger RNA of Populus nigra (black poplar), 1690 nucleotides long. Its product is annotated as WRKY transcription factor 23-like. Gene Ontology annotation, molecular function: DNA-binding transcription factor activity; sequence-specific DNA binding. The transcript is spliced from 3 exons. NCBI's taxonomy places the organism in Eukaryota, Viridiplantae, Streptophyta, Magnoliopsida, Malpighiales, Salicaceae. Bases 338 to 1291 code for a protein of 317 amino acids. Gene Ontology annotation, biological process: regulation of DNA-templated transcription. The record is from RefSeq and is a predicted model, not a curated record.